UCCAUAUAGUUUGCUGACGAAAGCAGAGCAAUAGCACGCUUGUUCGAAGGGAGACACAACAGUUUCGCAGUCGUCGUCGUCGUCGUCGUCGUCGUUGGUGUUAUCUUGAGUGACGACUAGGUAUGACAGCGGCCCUACACGAUAACGUCCACCGUAUUCGACAGCCUGUCCAAUUGAACUGUCGACGAGCUUGUUUAGCAUUUCAGUUUCUCGCGGGCGGCACGACAGUGAAGAGUGUGUGAAUCAUGAUUAUACGGGCGUACAGCAAGAAAUGGCUGCUUGGCGCACUUUUCUCGGUCGUGGGUGUGCUUGGUCUGUUCACGCUGUUCGGAUCUAGUUGGGAGAUAUCUUCGUUUCAGAACUCGGUUCGGCAACGGUUCAUCGCUCCGAAUGUCGUGUACAUUACAGAGCCAUCACCAGUGGGGGAUAGUGAAGUCAUCACAAAGCCGUCGACAAAGUUCGAGUAUGUGUCGCAGACGUUGGACCCGAGAUUUCCGACGCCUCCGGGAGAUAUGGGAGCCGCCGUUUCGCUCGGAGUUACAGACGCUGCAGUGGCAGAUCUGGUGAAGCAAGGCUACAAUAUGCAAGGGCUGAAUCAGUACUUCUCGGAUCUGAUGUCUGUUCAGCGACGGCUCCCAGAUGUUCGGGACGAUUGGUGCAAGAAGCCGGGUCGAUUCCUGGAUAAUCUGCCCGAAACUUCGAUAGUGAUAGUGUUCUACAAUGAAGCCUGGUCGGUGCUAGUGCGAACCGUUCAUUCCAUCCUGAACCGAUCACCCCCAAAUCUAGUCAAGGAAAUUGUGCUCGUCGACGACUGCUCUUAUCUGCCACACACAAAAACCCAGCUAGAUGAGUACUUCCGAACGAUUUCGAAGGUGCGGGUCCUGCGAGCUCCCGAGCGGCAAGGGCUGAUUCGGGCUCGUUUGCUCGGGGCCAAGAACACCACGGCGCAGAUCAUCACGUUCCUGGAUGCCCACGUUGAGUGCACAGUUGGAUGGCUCGAGGCGCUCCUAGACCCGGUGGCACGGAAUUCCACAACCAUUGCCAUCCCUACGAUCGACUGGAUCGACGAACACGAUAUGCACUUACGAACGGAAAACGCUCCGACCUACUACGGCGCGUACGAUUGGGACCUCAACUUCGGCUGGUGGGGACGAUGGAGUCGAAUCUACCAACCGACCAACAAGAUGGAACCAUUCGAAACCCCGGCGAUGGCCGGUGGCCUGUUCUCCAUCAGUCGAUCGUUUUUCGAACGGUUGGGGUGGUACGACGAGGGUUUCGACAUCUACGGGAUCGAGAACAUCGAACUGUCGAUGAAGAGUUGGAUCUGCGGGGGUAAAAUGGUAACGGUUCCAUGCUCGCGGGUGGCACACAUCCAGAAAACCGGACAUCCCUAUCUGAUCCAAACGAAGAAGGACGUGGUACGGGCGAAUUCGCUACGUCUGGCGGAAGUAUGGAUGGACGAGUACAAGCAGAUCAUUUUCGACAUCUACGGACUUCCGAAGUAUCCGAUCGAGGAGGUCGGAGAUGUGUCGCACAGGAAGGAGGUCAGAGAAAGGGCCAAGUGCAAGAGCUUCAAGUACUACGUGCAGACGGCUUUCCCUGAGAUGAACAACCCUAUGGUGGAAGGUGCAUUCCACGGUGAGGUGAAAAACAAGGCGUUAGGAAAUGACACCUGUUUGGAGUAUCGACCGGAAACCAACACGAUCGGAAUGGCAACGUGCGAUCAUCAACAAACGGGUCAGUUCUGGGCGCAUAACUACUACCAGGAGCUGAACAGCUACAAACACUGCCUGGACUACACGGGCGAUUCACUCGGAGUCUACGGCUGUCACAGAUCCAGAGGGAAUCAAGCGUGGCAUUACGCCACGAAGACAAGCCAGAUCAAAAGUGUCAAGCACGGGAAGUGUCUGGGGUUGGAUCUGAAAACCAUGAAGACGCUGCUGGUGGAAGAGUGCGACGAGAAGAAAGAGUCUCAAAAGUGGCUGGUGUCGUUCGUGGAUAUAGAUGCGUCCAUCUUCAAGAAGUCAGCUUUCUAGAUUUACAUUGAAAGGUCAUUUUCAAGUCAAGUUAGGUUAAGUAGGAUUGUUUUACUUGAGGAACAACAUAUUGUUAUUGAUUUACGAAAGUUAGAGAAAGCCAAAAAACGCAUAAACGACCUUGAUUGUUAUGAUCUCUAUUUAUUUGAAAUAUCAAGCAAAGGAUUUACUACGUAAAAUAAAUCUUUUCUCUUAAAACUGUAGUCAUUUUGGAAUUCGUGGUCAAGAUCAACAUGGAAUGCGAAUUCCAUUAACUGCAGACACUUCGUACUUCCUUCCAAUUGCUUAUCAAUGCAGAAUUGCACAUGUGUAUCACUAAUUGACAAACGCCUCAACUUGUAGCACGCAUCCGGUCCGAUGUCAAACCGUCGAUACCGAUGUCGAUCUCUAUCAUAUCGUCUGAAUGGGGGAAAUUAAAUCAACAUGAAGAUACAA
Molecule: messenger RNA, 2471 nt
Organism: Aedes albopictus (Asian tiger mosquito)
Lineage: Eukaryota; Metazoa; Arthropoda; Insecta; Diptera; Culicidae
Product: putative polypeptide N-acetylgalactosaminyltransferase 9
Exons: 5
Coding region: 246-2036 (596 amino acids)
Biological process (GO): protein O-linked glycosylation
Cellular component (GO): Golgi apparatus
Molecular function (GO): polypeptide N-acetylgalactosaminyltransferase activity
Source: RefSeq, a predicted model, not a curated record